Molecule: messenger RNA, 945 nt
Organism: Cutaneotrichosporon cavernicola
Lineage: Eukaryota; Fungi; Basidiomycota; Tremellomycetes; Trichosporonales; Trichosporonaceae
Exons: 4
Coding region: 1-945 (314 amino acids)
Biological process (GO): DNA replication; DNA damage response
Cellular component (GO): nucleus
Molecular function (GO): double-stranded DNA binding
Source: RefSeq, a predicted model, not a curated record
AUGGGACGCGACCCAGGCGGCACAAAAGCCAUGGCUAACGCCAUGAAGUCGAAGGGGCUCGGCCGCCUUCGCUGGUACUGCCAAGUGUGCGAGAAGCAGAUGCGCGAUGAGAACGGCUUCCAGGCGCAUUGUCGCUCCGAACCGCAUCUUCGCAAGAUUAUGGCAGUUGGGCCGAGUGCGGGAGCAACGAUCGCCGAGUUUUCGAGGCAGUUCCAGUACGACUUCGUCUCGCUUCUCAAGUCGCGGCACAACACCCAGCGCGUGCGCGCCAACGCCGUGUACAACGAGUUCAUCCAGGACAAGGACCACGUGCACAUGAACGCCACCCGCUGGGUCACGCUCAACGGGUUCAUUAUGACGCUCAGCAAGGCCGGUAUUGUGCGCGUCGACGAGGACGAGCGUGGGCACCUGUGGAUCCAGUGGGUUGAUAACCGUCCGGAGACCCUGUCGAAGCAGGCCGCGCUGCAAAAGAAGGAGCGCUCUCAGAUGGACGGUGAGGACCGCGAGCGCAAGAUGAUUGAGGACCAGAUCGCGCGCGCUCGCGCCGCAGCCGAGGAAGAGGAGGUCGAGGAGAAGGGUCUGGAGCGCAAGGAGGGCGAGAAGAUAUCGCUGAGUCUAUUCCCGAAGCCGGAGGCCGAGCCAAUGGAGAAGAAGACGGACGAUUCGCCCGGCUCAUCAGCAGCUGCAGAGGAGAAGAAGCCAAUGAGUUUCGGUUCGUUCGGCAAGUUGCCCGCUGUCAAUGCCAAGCCCGCGAACCCCCUCAAGCGCCCAGCGGCUGGCAACGUUUUCAAGUCGGCCAAGGUUGCCAAGACGGACAGCAGAGAUGACACCAAGCCGAAGGGUUUCGUGUCUGAGGCGGAGCGGUUGAUGAAGGAGGACCAGGCGCGCAAGUCGAGCAAGGGGUACUCGGGUGCUGGCCCCCGACGGGCCGACGCGCGGAGGUAG